AUGGAGGAUUUGUUGAGCUAUAGGGUUAGGGUUAAAGAACCUUUAUCCACACGCAUUCUCGGAUACAGACUUCUCGGUAUGCCUCCUCCUUCAUCCGGUGGUGCUGCGAUGAUGUUGGUAUUGAGGAUUCUUUCUCUUUAUGGGAUUCCAUCCGGAGUUUCAGGGCCUCUCGGGGCUCAUCGGCUAGCCGAGGCCUUGAAACACGCUUUUGCGGUGAGGAUGAACCUAGGGGAUCCGGAUUUCGUCGAUGUUACUAAGGUUGUUUCGGAUAUGUUGUCUCCAAAGUUUGCAAAAGGCUUGAAGAAAAAGAUAAACGACGAGAAAACCUUUGAUCCAAAACAUUACGGCGGCAAGUGGAAUCAGAUUGAAGAUCAUGGGACAAGCCAUAUGUCGAUCAUAGAUAGCGAGAGGAAUGCUGUUUCGAUGACUAGUACAAUAAACGGUUACUUUGGGGCAUUGUUCUAUCUCCACGCACCGGAAUUGUUCUGA
This is a messenger RNA of Microthlaspi erraticum, 489 nucleotides long. Lineage: Eukaryota; Viridiplantae; Streptophyta; Magnoliopsida; Brassicales; Brassicaceae. The record is from the annotation of a GenBank genome assembly.